Messenger RNA from Rotaria sp. Silwood2, 213 nucleotides. The record is from the annotation of a GenBank genome assembly. NCBI's taxonomy places the organism in Eukaryota, Metazoa, Rotifera, Eurotatoria, Philodinida, Philodinidae.
AUGUCUUGUCAAAAAGGUAAUACUGGUAGAACACGUAAACAAAAAUAUCAAAAUGCAAAAACAUUCAAAAAUAAUUUAUAUGAUACAAGUAAAUUAACAAAAGAAAUUAAUUCAAUUGAACACAAAGGUUUAUGUGAACAUUGUAAACAACUGCUUGAAUGGAGAGUACAUUUUAGAAAAUAUAAACCCUUAACACAACCAAAAAAAUGGUAA